Molecule: messenger RNA, 1715 nt
Organism: Spodoptera littoralis (African cotton leafworm)
Lineage: Eukaryota; Metazoa; Arthropoda; Insecta; Lepidoptera; Noctuidae
Source: the annotation of a GenBank genome assembly
AUGGAUGGACGCCAUCAGACGACACGUAGGACCGGAUGCAAAAGGCACAAUAUUGAAAGGCCUGGCGGAAACUGGAGGAGGCCUAUGUCCAGGAGUUUCGGCGCGAAGUGCUCCAAGUGCUGCCGCGGCAUCUCGUCGUCGGACUGGGUGCGCAAGGCACGGGAGCAGGUCUACCACCUCGCCUGCUUCGCUUGCGACGCCUGCGGCCGCCAGCUCUCCACCGGCGAGCAGUUCGCACUGCACGAGGACAGAGUGCUCUGCAAGCCUCACUACUUGGAGACACUCGACGGUGGCUCCAUUUCUUCUGAUGACGGCUGCGACUCGGAGGGCUACCACAAGAGCAAGGCGAAACGUGUGCGCACUACCUUCACUGAGGAGCAGCUGCAGGUUCUGCAGGCGAACUUCCAGCUCGACUCCAACCCUGACGGACAGGAUUUGGAGCGGAUCGCGCAAGUGACGGGGCUCAGCAAGCGGGUGACGCAAGUCUGGUUCCAGAACAGCCGCGCCAGGCAGAAGAAGCACCAGCACACCGGGAAGGGCAAGCAAAGCCAAUUGGUGUCCCGUGACGCAGACCCGGCGGGGUUUGGCCGCCCCAUCAACCUGCACCUCACCUACUCGUUCCAGAACAAGCCACCUUUUGUGCCGAUAGAUGGAACGUCUUUCACGGAUUCUUCAAUGGAUGAGCUGUCGGAGGACUCCUCCAUCCACUGCAUGCAGAGUGAGGUGUGAGCUGCUGAGGACCAGUGCACAACUGUCCGUGUCCUGCGAUACUGUUUGCAACAUAUUCCUCUAACUGCAUCAGGGUCGGAUGUACUACGAUUGUGAGGUCUCCCUGUCUGUAUGUAUGUUGUAUAUCCGCAUACAGUACAUUGCCGGGUUGUACAACUACGGCAAUCAGAGCCUUGUAACAAUAUUCUUAUGACAACGACAUUAUUCUGUCUCAUACUUGCAAUAACUAUAGCAGCACGCUUUAUACAUAUUCUAAAUCCUUACUUAAUCAUAAUUUAUACAUCUAAAUGUGGACGUUUGAUAUUUAUUGUAAAAAGUUGUAUUUAUUUAUUUAUUUCCAGUAACUGUGAUACGUUCUCUAUCGUAACUGUUUUCGAUUAGUUUACAAUUAUACAUUUCAUAGUAUUGUACUAAAUCUAACUGAACUAAGAUUAUCUCUGCAAUUUUAUAAAUCUCUAGAGUUUAGUGCCAAAUCAUAGUAAUAAGAGGUAGCCACUAUAACGUGAAGAAAAAGCAAUAGUAGUUGAGAGAGUACUUCUAGAAUAUAUUCAUAUUGACAUUCCUGUGCGAUCAGAGUAUAGUCUGUAGAACUAGGUGUAAGAGAGAAGCAGCGCGACUCGCGACCAGCCCAGCGCGGCCCGCAGGCCCAGCCUCCGCCGGGCGCUGCCGGGUGCCGCUGGGUGGAGUCCGUCAGGAACAUGCCGAUUUCCCGUGAUAUUUACAAAAGCAAUUUCACUACAUAUCAACAUAAGAUUUUAUUAUUCGGACUCCACUUUAAGCCACAGUGCCGGUAUGCCGCGGCGCCGCUGUCCGUGUACAAGUAGUUACUGCUAGACUGUCGAUACUAAGUUGAUACGCACACCAUCAAUGUGAUUUUAUCAAACAUUUCUCACUUCAAACUCUAUUCGUAGGUCAAUACGACAUGUUUUAAUAUCCACGUAAUGUGUAGUGUACGCAGCUCACCGCAAUAAUUUAUUGUCACUCAU